This is a messenger RNA of Periconia digitata, 2877 nucleotides long. The record is from the annotation of a GenBank genome assembly. Lineage: Eukaryota; Fungi; Ascomycota; Dothideomycetes; Pleosporales; Periconiaceae.
UGGUCUUCCAAGUGUGAAUCUCUUCUGGUUUCUUUCAUCAUGUCGUCCAAAUCUGGAGAAAGAGACAGUGACGUCGUCGCGACAAUCAACGCGAAAUGGAUCUCAUGGGCGCAUACAGCACUGGCAUAUUGCGCGUUUGUCGGCGCUCUCGUUGUCGGCAUUUCCCUCCACUAUCACAAGAUAGUCCAAAAUGAGUUCUAUGGAUAUCCACAAGAAUGGUUCCCUUCUGUUUCCGCGACCAUUGGCGAUAGAUACCCGGAGCGGACCGUGUUCCAGCUUUUCAUCGCCUUAACCUCUGGCCCACGAUUCUUGCUUGUUGGUCUCUGGUACAUUCUCACGCGCAAACCAAAUUCGACUCUCCCUAAACUUGUCGCCGGAAUGGGCGUCUUCCGAUCAUUGACAUGUGGUGGAUGGACCUACAUUACUUCGACCGAUGACCACGACUGGCACGACAUUUUCAUGAUUUCCUACCUGGUAGCAACCAUACCUUGGACCUUCGGUUGCAUUGCGCUCAGUCCUAGAAAUCCUGUUGCUUUGAGAUAUCGCAAGCUAUUCUCGGGAAGCUUCUAUGCAAUCAUCUUGCCUUUGAUCUACUUCUUUAUCCAGCAUAAAGUUCACCGCGUGGCCGGAGCGUAUACCACUUACGCUUUCUUUGAAUGGUCGCUGGUGCUUCUCGAUGUGGCUUUUGACGCGGUAACUGUGUACGAGUUCCAACAUUUCGAAAUUCUCAUUAGAGAUGUCAAAGGCAUGAGUCGCAAGCAAGCCGUGUCCGACGUCUUUCUUGAGAAAGAGAAGAACAGCCAGAUCGCCGCUGUACUUGAGCCUGGUUUCUCAUGGAAUGCGCUCCUUAACGCCCUUGCUGAUGUUUAUAAUGGGUUCGUCUAUUGGUCAACCUUGACUUCCUUGGGUGUCUGUGUUUGGUACUUUCCUCUCUGGCAUAUGGGCAUAUCUGGCUACGAGGUGCUGGUGAUGACUACCGUAUCACCAUUUCUUCUGUCCAUCCAAUUUCUGCGAUCCCUCGUUAUUCGCUACAUUCGCAUCUGCCACUUGCUUUCGCUUUCUGGUCUCUUAGCCUACCUGAUUUCGACUCCAGCGAACCGUGUUUUCUGCGUUGGCUUCGGGGUUUGGAUGGCGUCCUUGUCGUGGGCAGCUACUUUUUAUGCAGAGCGAACACGGCCCCAACGUCUCGAAGCUCGCAUCCUAGCAUUCGGUCUUGGCCUGUUGGCAUCGAGCAUUGCCAAAUUUGCCUUUUACACAAAUAAUCCCAUCUGGCCGAUCAUGCAUGAGUCCAAUGGUGGGUGGAAUGGACUUGGCCUUGCAUUCGCUGUCCUUGCUAUAUUGAAAUCCACUGGCUCAACUGCAAGCGCUGGAGAGGACCCCCCGACUCCCGGGUCUAUCAACGGUUCUGCCACAUUAACUAGCUUUGGUAUUGGGGGACUUCUCUUCGCAAUGCAUUCCCUUUUAUCAGACUCCAGCACGAUGAUGUUUUGGGUUUGGGAAGGAUAUCCCGUUCGCGGACCUCUUGCAGUUCCCCAUGGCGCUAUCACUCUUCUUGCCAUGGGCUUUGGGCUGUGUAUGGGUAUAUAUAAGCCAGCUUUGUGUCAAUCAUGGGUAUCAUAUGGCGUUGGAUCAGUUGGCGCAGCUGUUCUCACAACCUCAAAGCAUUGGAAGGGAUAUUACGGUGGGCUUGCUUUGGCCGUCUACGUGAUGUCCAUCACUCCGGUCUUUUUCGGUCAUGCUGCGCGGUUUUCUCCGAGUCGUGCCUUUGGAUUCGGGUUCCUUAUCUACAAUAUUCUGGUUCUAGCUCAUGUGUGGAUUGUGGCAUACGCCUUUGUGCCGGGUGGACCGCUUAUGCGUGAACACACUGACUGGGUCAUGACUGCUAUGAUGCUCUGCAUUGGUGCGGGCGUUUUCAGUGCGUCUAUGCAACCUUUGAGUGAAACGAUGAGAGAAAAACAGUCCAAAGGCUCAAGACGAUACUAUCUGAUCGUACUCGGAUUCCUGGAGCUUCUUGCGAUCGCGAUCGCCUAUGUACGCUUCCCUUCCUACGACUACACACCCUACCACCCCGAAACAAAAUCCAUCACCGCCGGUAUAUGGACGGUACACUUCAGCCUGGACAACGACAUGUGGAGCUCUGAGCGGCGCAUGCGCGACCUAAUGAAAGACCUGGAACUCGACGUAAUUGGCCUCUUAGAGUCGGAUCUCCAACGCAUCAUCAUGGGGAACCGCGACACCACGCAAUUCCUCGCGGAAGAUCUGGGCAUGUACGUCGACUUUGGCCCCGGCCCCAAUAAGCACACAUGGGGUGCGGCACUCCUAAGCAAAUUCCCCAUUGUCAAUUCCACACAUCACUUACUCCCUAGCCCCGUCGGCGAACUCGCACCCGCGAUCGAAGCCACCAUCAACGCAUACGGUACCUUGGUAGACGUUUUCGUCUUCCACUCUGGACAAGAAGAAGACCCAGAAGAUCGUAGGUUGCAAUCGCUGUACAUGGCCGACCUCAUGAAAGCCACACCUAGACCCGCCAUCCUUCUCUCUUAUCUCGUCAUCAAGCCCUUCCACGGCAACUAUAACACGUACGUCGGCGAGAAGAGCGGCAUGCGGGAUAUCGACCCCAGCGAUUGGGAUAGGUGGUGCGAGUAUAUCCUCUACAAGGGCAUGAAGAGAACGGGAUAUGCUAGGGUCUCUAGACAUACCAUCACCGACACCGAGCUACAGGUCGGCAAAUUCGUCGUCGAUCAGCCCGAAGGCACCGAUCUCAUCGUCUCGGAGGAGAUUGUGCCCAAAGGGCUGAGGUUUCCCGAGAAACUGCGUGGGAAAGGCGUUCGAGGCCAUCGGUACCAUGUCUUCAAUGCUCCGCGGUACUAUUAUUGA